Messenger RNA from Aspergillus homomorphus CBS 101889, 1281 nucleotides. RefSeq names its product PLC-like phosphodiesterase. Gene Ontology annotation, biological process: lipid metabolic process. The transcript has 3 exons. The coding region runs from base 1 to 1281 and encodes 426 amino acids. Lineage: Eukaryota; Fungi; Ascomycota; Eurotiomycetes; Eurotiales; Aspergillaceae. Gene Ontology annotation, molecular function: phosphoric diester hydrolase activity. The record is from RefSeq and is a predicted model, not a curated record.
AUGGAACAUACGCCUAGCCUGCCAUCUAAAUACAAUGAAGGAACCCUGAGGGCGAGCCUGCUUGUAGCCCUGGCCGAUAUUGAGCAUCAGUGCCCGGGAUACUAUGUAUUUAUCUGGCAGUACGAUGGGCAAACCACUCCGGAAUGCUCUCACAAGGCCGCUGCAGGCCGGUUUGAAGUGUCUGCAUCUGAAAGACUCUUUAGCAGAUCGUAUCGGUUUGAUUAUGUUCUAGUGACACAAGGGCGAAUUUUCUAUCGAGGAAAUAAAAACCGUGGAAUGCUUGUCUUUUCUCAGGGAGCGCACGUCAACGGAGACGAAAUAAUUUUCCCACCCAAUAUUGCGGUUCUCACCAAGCCCAGUGCGGGAGAUUUGGAUCCAGCUAACUGGAUGCGACAACUUCGCCAGCAGCAUCCGGGGUACCUUCAUCUGUCCGCAUUCACCAUCCCGGGGACACACAAUAGUGCGGCUGUCGUUGGACAGGUCCAGCCCCUCCCGGGGUAUGUCUUCGUCCCUGCCGUGAAGCUCUUUGCCUUGGAAAUGGCCGAAUGUCAAACCGCUUCGGUAGCCGAGCAACUGCGGAUGGGUGUGCGCUUUCUGGAUUUACGCACCUCCGGAGCGGAUCUGCGAUUGCGGCAUGGGCGAGUCGGCUUGCGGCAUGAUUUACCUCAUGUCCUCGGCGUGAUCUCCACUUUCCUCGACGAGCAUCCCGACGAGACCGUGCUGGUGAGGAUCAAACGCGACAUGCAGUCUUUGACCGGGGAUCGGCAGGAAGAGACUGAGAAGACGCGUCGCGCGGUUGAGGAUUGCCUCGGCCGCUUUGCUCGGGCUUACACCGACACGACAGAUCCCACGCUUGCCGCGUGUCGGGGCAAGAUGAUAUUGCUGGGCCAUGCCAAAGGCCAGAAGGGCAUCCCGCUGUGCUACGAUCGAGACGGUGCCCCAGGAAUACGCUGGGAUUAUUCAGACCGCGAGGUCCGCUGGCAGGCCGUGCAGCGUACACUCCAAUGGAUCGUUGGGCGUUCCGACAACCGGGAUCAUCGUUGGUAUAGCAUAGGAUGCAAUAGCUAUCACGUUCCGGGGGGGAGUUAUUGGGGUAUUUACAAAGCCCUCAUAAAUCAUAGCUUCCUCUCCCCGAAGCAACAUGCUGACUACACCAAUUGGCAUCUCAGCAAUUACCUCACCCACCAUCUCUGGGAGCGGCGACAUCGCUUGGGGGUGGUUAAAGUGGACUUUGUCUAUCCUUAUUUGACGAAGCAACUGAUCUUAACCAACUUUGAGUAG